CGGAAGCGGCCGUGGAGGGGAAGGUGGCGGUUCCCCUGAGGAGGGUGUUUGUCUUUAAAGCUGACGCUCCCCGUCCCCCUCCCCGCAGGGAAGGCUGAGGGCGCUGCCGGCGCUGAAGUCCUUGUUGGGGUCCCCGCCCCGGAGCCUCUCUCAGCGGUCCUUCUGACUGUGAAUGUGAGGUGAGCUGAUUAAAAGGCUGUGUGACUCCUCAACAUAGUGUCACCUAAGGAAACAACCCCAGACCCCGAUCAGAACCGGGACCCAAUGGCUGCCUCUCAGGGACCGUUGACCUUCAGGGAUGUGGCCAUAGAUUUCUCUCAGGAGGAGUGGGAAUGCCUGGACCCAGCUCAGCGGAAGUUAUACAUGGAUGUGAUGUUGGAAAACUACAGCAACCUGGCUUUCCUGGCUAUGUCACCUAAAGAUAACCAGGCCUUUAUGCCAAAGCCCGGAAUACAAGAGUUAUUCUCUGAAAUAAUACUGAGUACACAUAAUGAAGAUAGAAGUUAUCAAUGGAUUGAACAUUGGAAAAACAUGAAGCUAGAGUCAUAUCUUAGUCAUCGGACAAGUGAGCUGACAGAGGAGCAUCAUAAAAGUGGAAAAGUCAUUGAUCAAAUGUCCAGUCUCAACAUACAUCAGGUUAUUCCUAUUGUGGAGAAGACACACAAAGGAAGUAAAUGUGUCCAGUCUUUUCUGCAGCCUUCAAAUGAUGAUGAACAAGAGAAUAUUCAUACUAGGGAGCAGGCUCACAAAUGGAAUCCGUGUGGGAGAGUCUGCAGUCAAUUAUUCAAUCUAAAUAGAUGCAAAAAAAUCCAUAGGGGAGAAGAACCUGAUAAAUGUAAAGAUUUUGGUAAAACAUCUUAUUGGCCUUCAGGUUAUACUCUAAAUCAGAGAAUUUAUACUGGAGAGAAGCCUUACAAAUGUAAAGCAUGUGGCAAAGCCUUUAAAUGUCAUUCUUCUCUUAUUGUACAUAAGGGAAUAAUUCACACUAAAGCAAAAUUUUACAAACUUAGGGAAAAUGAAAAAGUCUUUAGUCAGUCCUCAAUACAUACUCAACAUCAUAGAAAUCAUAGGGAAGAAAGGUUUUGUAAAUGUUCAGAAUGUCACAAAAUCUUUAGCCGGCCCUCAGCCCGUAUUUUUCAUCCGAGAAUUCACACUGGAGAAAACCCUUAUAAAUGUAGAGAAUGUGGCAAAUCCUUUAAAAACCAUGCAGUUCUUACUAAUCAUCAGAGUGUUCAUACUGAAGAUAGGCCUUAUAAAUGUAGAGAAUGUGGUCAAGCAUUCCUCCACGCCUCAAACAUGAUUCGACAUAAGAAAGUUCAUACUGGAGAGAAACCUCACAAAUGUAGAGAAUGUGGCAAAGCCUUUACCCGGUCCUCACACCUUACUUGUCAUCAAAGAGUUCAUUCUGGAGAGAAGCCUUAUAAAUGUAGAGAAUGUGGCAAAGCCUUUAGCCAGUCCUCAGUCCUUACUUACCAUCAGAGAGUUCAUACUGGAGAGAAGCCUUAUAAAUGUAGAGAAUGUGGCAAAGCCUUUAGAUCUUCCUCCUCCCUUAAGGUACAUCAAAGACUUCAUACCGGAGAUAAGGUUUAUAAAUGUAGAGCAUGUGGCAAAGCCUUUGGCCGGUCCUCACACUUUACUUAUCAUCAGAGAGUUCACUGUGGAGAAAAGCCUUAUAAAUGUAAAGUGUGUUGCAAAACCUUUAGCUACUACUCAGAUUUUAAUCGUCAUCAGCUUAUUCAUACUGGAGAGAAGCCUUAUAAAUGUAGAGAAUGUGGCAAAGCCUUUAGCCGGUUCUCAUCCCUUACUAAUCAUCAGAGCAUUCAUACUGGAGAGAAGCCUUAUAAAUGUAGAGAAUGUGGCAAAGCCUUUAGCAGGACCUCAAAUCUUAUUGCACAUCAGAAAGUUCACACUGGAGAGAAACCAUAUAAAUGUAGAGAAUGUGGGAAAGCCUUUAGCAGGUCUUCAAAUCUUAUUGCACAUCAGAGAAUUCAUUCAGGAGAGAAGCCUUAUACAUGUAGAGAAUGUGGCAAAGCCUUUGUCAGCUCCUCAGAUCUUACUAAGCACCAGAGAGUUCACACUGGAGAGAAGCCUUAUAAAUGUAGAGAAUGUGGCAAAUCGUUUGGCAGGUCUGCAUCCCUUACUAAGCAUCAGAGAGUUCACACUUGAGAGAAGCCUUAUAAAUGUAGAGGAUAUAAUGGCCUUUCAUCACUGUUUCUGCCUUAUUGUACAGCAGAGUUCAUACUUGAGAGAAGACUUACAGAUGUGAGGAGUGUUGUAAGUCCUUUACCAGCUGUGAGAACUUACAGAACAUCACAGAAUUGAUACUGGCAAGAAGCCUUACGAAGGUGAAAAAUGUAGAAAAGGUUUUAUAAGGCAUUUAUAUCUUACUGUACCUGAGAGACUUUAUACUAAAAAGAGAACAUACAGAUGUAGACAGUGGGCUGGAGCCUUUACUCACAGCUCAAAAUUCACUGCACAUUAGAGAUUUUACAGUGGAGGGAAACCUUACACUGUAGAAAAUGUGAGAAAGCCUUUAACUUGUGGUCUAACCUGCUCAACAUUUUAGGAAUCAUUCUAAAGCGAAACAGCAAUAAUAUAAAGUUUUCAUCUAAGGAUUUAAGCUUCAAAGGUUGAAGCUACAUUGAGAAUGAUAAAUAAGGUCUUAUAAAUUAUCAGGCAUAUGUUAAAGUGUAUAUCCUCAUAUCUCAUACAACAUUGUAUGAUUAUUACUGGAUCGAAUUCCCGCAGAUAUAAAGAAUGUGACGAAGCUUACCCAUAAUGUAAACUUUUUUUUUUUAAUUUUUUUAAAUAUAUUUUUUAUUGAUUAAGA
Messenger RNA from Myotis myotis, 2830 nucleotides. RefSeq names its product zinc finger protein 883-like. The record is from RefSeq and is a predicted model, not a curated record. The transcript is spliced from 5 exons. Gene Ontology annotation, biological process: regulation of DNA-templated transcription. The coding region runs from base 265 to 2166 and encodes 633 amino acids. NCBI's taxonomy places the organism in Eukaryota, Metazoa, Chordata, Mammalia, Chiroptera, Vespertilionidae.